CAAAACGCACCAGGACUAGCAGGAGAGCUUUCCCGGCUGGAGAAAAAAACAACAACACAAAAACACGGGAGAAAUCCUCUAAAAAGAGAGCGGAGCGAGGAUGAUGAGAGACGUUACCGCUUCACAGGAAGGUCAUUCCCGAAAAACAUAAGCAGUGCGCAGACUAUAUGGAUAUUUGGAGUAUACCCGACUGCAAGUGAAGAAGACCCCGAAACAGUGAAACAUUGUCCCGGCUUUUUAUUAUCCGGAAAAGCAAGGCAUGGGGGGAAUUACAUCUCGACAAGGCAGCACAGGAUAGAAGAUCUGACGAGCGGAGAAAGGACAGUGAAUAAGGACCUCGCUGCGGUGAGGAGCUGCAUAACUGUGACUGUUUUCUCCUCGCCUGUACGCCGGCAGGCUCCAGUACCACAGCUGAUGACUGUCCCUCAGGUGGCUGGAUUGCAGGGCUGAGCGGGAAGCCUGUGUGUUUGCCGAGGGGGGUGCCCCGGCUUGUAUGUUGGUCACUUGCAGUUGCACUCGCUCACAAGGACCAUGUGGUUUUCUCCAAGGAGAAGUCGUCUCCCCUCGCAGAACUGGCACGGUGCCCACAGUUGCACCAAUCUGCCCUUGUGGGUGUUGAGUUUUUGUUGGUGCUUUGCGGCCAUGAGAGGUCAGAACUACCACCCCACUGUGAACACGCAGUACGGGAAACUCAGAGGGGUGAGGGUGCCCCUGCCGAGCGAGAUUCUGGGGCCGGUGGACCAGUAUCUUGGGGUUCCGUACGCCGCCUCCCCAGUGGGAGAAAAGCGCUUCAUGCCCCCGGAGCCUCCUUCCUCCUGGUCAGGGAUCAAGAAUGCCACUCACUUUGCUCCCGUCUGCCCCCAAAAUAUUCACAACGCUGUGCCAGAGAUCAUGAUGCCUAUAUGGUUCACCUUCAACCUGGAUAUAGUUACUACAUACAUACAGGAUCAACACGAGGAUUGUCUUUAUCUAAACAUCUAUGUUCCAACUGAGGAUGACAUACGAGAUACUGGGGCCAAGCCUGUGAUGGUCUACAUCCACGGAGGAUCCUACAUGGAGGGGACAGGCAACAUGAUCGAUGGGAGCGUCCUAGCCAGCUACGGGAAUGUCAUCGUUAUCACUCUCAACUACCGCGUCGGAGUCCUUGGCUUCCUCAGUACCGGUGACCAGGCUGCUAAAGGGAACUAUGGACUCCUGGACCAGAUCCAAGCUUUACGGUGGAUCAGUGAGAACAUCGGUUUCUUUGGAGGAGACUCCAAUCGCAUUACUGUGUUCGGUUCUGGGAUCGGAGCUUCCUGCGUCAGCCUGCUUACCCUCUCCCACCACUCUGAAGGUCUGUUUCACAGAGCCAUCAUUCAGAGCGGGUCAGCCCUCUCCAGCUGGGCGGUGAACUACCAGCCAGUCAAGUAUACACGUCUCCUUGCAGAGAAGGUAGGCUGUAACGUCCUGGACACCUUAGACAUGGUGGACUGUCUGAGGAAGAAGAGCUCCAGGGAGCUGGUGGAGCAGGACAUCCAACCAGCGAGGUACCACGUGGCCUUUGGACCUGUAAUCGAUGGGGAUGUUAUUCCAGAUGACCCUGAGAUCCUGAUGGAGCAGGGUGAGUUCUUAAACUAUGACAUCAUGCUGGGGGUCAACCAGGGUGAGGGGCUGCGGUUUGUUGAGAACGUGGUGGAUUCAGAGGACGGCGUGUCUGGAAACGACUUUGACUUCUCUGUGUCAGACUUUGUGGACAGUCUGUACGGGUACCCGGAGGGCAAGGACACGCUGAGGGAGACCAUUAAGUUCAUGUACACAGACUGGGCAGACAGGGACAAUCCAGAGACUAGGCGCAAGACACUAGUGGCUCUGUUCACCGACCACCAGUGGGUGGAGCCAUCGGUGGUGACGGCUGACCUCCAUGCUCGCUACGGCUCACCCACUUAUUUCUACGCCUUUUACCACCACUGCCAGAGCCUGAUGAAGCCAGCCUGGUCAGACGCCGCCCACGGGGACGAGGUGCCCUAUGUUUUUGGAAUUCCUAUGAUUGGUCCCACUGACCUUUUCCCGUGUAAUUUCUCCAAGAACGAUGUCAUGCUGAGCGCUGUGGUCAUGACCUACUGGACCAACUUUGCCAAGACUGGGGAUCCCAACAAACCGGUUCCACAAGACACGAAGUUCAUCCACACCAAGGCCAACCGCUUUGAAGAGGUGGCGUGGUCCAAGUACAACCCCCAGGAUCAGCUGUAUCUCCAUAUUGGCCUGAAGCCACGUGUGCGCGACCACUACCGCGCCACCAAAGUGGCCUUCUGGAAACACCUAGUGCCCCACCUGUACAACCUCCACGACAUGUUCCAUUACACCUCCACCACCACCAAAGUGCCCCCGCCAGAGACCACCCAGAACACCCUGUCUACCAAGAGGCCUAACGGCAAAACCUCAUGGCCGUUCAACACCAAGCGGCCUCCCAUGUCACCGGCCUACAACAGCGAGGACAAAGACUCUUGGAGCGACGACGAGGAGCCGGGACCGCUGGUGGUGGAGAACCCGCGGGAUUACUCCACAGAGCUUAGCGUUACCAUCGCUGUUGGAGCCUCUUUGCUGUUCCUCAAUGUGCUUGCUUUCGCAGCUCUCUACUACCGCAAGGACAAGCGGCGGCAGGACUCCGGCCACGGGCAGCCCAGCCCGCAACGCCAGACCACCUCCAACGACAUUGGCCACCACGCGCCCGAGGAGGAGAUCAUGUCGCUGCAGAUGAACCAGACGCACCAUGAGUGCGAGGCGGGGAACAGCAACGAGGGGGCACUACGCUUGGCCUCGCUGCCCGAUUACACACUCACUCUGCGGCGCUCUCCGGACGACAUUCCCCUCAUGACCCCCAACACCAUCACCAUGAUCCCCAAUUCCCUUGUGGGCAUGCCCAACCUGCACCCCUACAACACCUUCACAACCGGCUUCAACUCCACCGGCCUGCCGCACUCCCACUCAACCACCCGCGUAUAGCUUUAAGGAGG
Messenger RNA from Plectropomus leopardus (leopard coralgrouper), 2993 nucleotides. It is a transcript of the gene nlgn3a, whose product is annotated as neuroligin 3a. Gene Ontology annotation, molecular function: neurexin family protein binding. Gene Ontology annotation, cellular component: membrane. Lineage: Eukaryota; Metazoa; Chordata; Actinopteri; Perciformes; Serranidae. The record is from RefSeq and is a predicted model, not a curated record.